CUCGACCACUGACUUCCCACUCCAUCUCUUGACCUUGCUUCCGACGUCCAGACCACAAUACCGACAAGAUGGUCUCCGCAAAGAAGCACGUUGCUGUCAUCAAAAAGCACCCGAAGAAGUGGUUCAGACAUCAGUCCGACAGAUUCAAGUGUGUGCCUUCAGCAUGGAGAAAACCAAAGGGUAUCGACAACCGAGUUCGAAGACGGUUUAAGGGCCAGAUGGUCAUGCCAUCGAUUGGUUUUGGCUCAAACAAAAAGACUCGACACAUGAUGCCUUCAGGUCACAAGGCUUUCCUUGUCCAUAAUCCAAAAGACGUCGAAAUUCUCCUCAUGCACAACCGAACAUAUGCCGCCGAAAUCGCAUCCGCUGUUUCCUCAAGAAAGCGAGUCGAGAUCGUCGCAAAGGCGAAGGCGCUGGGUGUCAAGGUCACCAACGGCAAGGCGAAGAUUACCACCGAGUCAUGAGCUGGGGGAUUUUCUGGUGCUUGAUUAUGGCUCUGCUGGAGGCAUAGAGUAUGAUGGAGCACGUCCACCAGGAUGGAUGUUUGCUGGAUUCAGCUUGAACAGGAUGACUGGCUUGUCAUUCUGAAGGGUGAUUGCCAGCUUAUGGGCAUGAUACGGAGCAUUCGGUCGGCUUGAGAGAAAAGAAAGGAGAACAGAAAAUGAUACCAAUUCAGCCAAUCCUGCUUCGGAUCAGGUUCAGGACGCUGCGUCCUUCCCAUCGGGCUUUCGAAUACCGGCUUUUCUGGUGACCAACUUCCAAUGACCUUUCAUAUCAAGUGGUUGUCGGAUGGCUGUCCAACAAAGCGCUUGGUGUUGUGAAGCCAUGACUCCUAGCUUUGCGCUUCGGCUCGUUCGCAUGCAGUGCCUUACCGCGAAGUCUAUGCCACAUUCAGCAAGACGAAGUCCAAGGCCAACAUCGUAGGAUCAUUUGUCGUAGAUUCCGUGGCGUGUAUUAUGUUUUUGCGAAGGCCACUUAAGUUCUAACUUUCGUUU
Molecule: messenger RNA, 995 nt
Organism: Exophiala xenobiotica
Lineage: Eukaryota; Fungi; Ascomycota; Eurotiomycetes; Chaetothyriales; Herpotrichiellaceae
Product: 60S ribosomal protein L32
Exons: 3
Coding region: 69-464 (131 amino acids)
Biological process (GO): translation
Cellular component (GO): ribosome; cytosolic large ribosomal subunit
Molecular function (GO): structural constituent of ribosome
Source: RefSeq, a predicted model, not a curated record